Messenger RNA from Hermetia illucens (black soldier fly), 587 nucleotides. RefSeq names its product zinc finger protein 593 homolog. Lineage: Eukaryota; Metazoa; Arthropoda; Insecta; Diptera; Stratiomyidae. The record is from RefSeq and is a predicted model, not a curated record. Gene Ontology annotation, molecular function: zinc ion binding; nucleic acid binding. The transcript has 3 exons. The coding region runs from base 88 to 519 and encodes 143 amino acids.
GUCGUCUUCCUUCAAAAUAAAGUGCGUAGUGCUUUGGACACGAGUUCGGGCUUCUGGAAAGGGAUUAUCGUAAAUAAACAGAUCAAGAUGGGUAUGGUACAGAAAAGGAAGAAAAUGCACUCUGGCGACACACAUUUAAGGCGUCGCUGGCGGGUGCGGAGUCGUAAGCGUGAUUUGGACGAGAUUGACAAUGAUUUGAAAACAAACGCUGAGGGUCUGAUCAACCAAGAAGUCGACUUAGACAAGCCUGGAUUCGCGCAAUUCUACUGUGUCCACUGUGCAAAAUAUUUCAUCGAUGAUCAAGCAAUGCAACAGCAUUUCCGAACCAAGGUCCACAAACGAAGACUUAAGGCGCUGGAAGUUGAGCCAUAUUCGAUAGAAGAAGCAGAGCGCGCCGCCGGACAUGGGAGCUACGUUGCGCCGAAAAAGCGGAGAAUGGAGACUCAACCAUCCAAGGAAGAGGUGGCGAAAGGGAAAAAAGUGAAAAUUGAACUGAAGGAGGAGAAAAUGACUGAAUGAAUGAUCUUUGCUUUGAAUCAGCCAAUGGUUUGUGAUGUGUUUAGAAGUCCCGAAAAUAUAUUACUUUC